This is a messenger RNA of Serpula lacrymans var. lacrymans S7.9, 2065 nucleotides long. RefSeq lists its product as uncharacterized. The coding region runs from base 654 to 1718 and encodes 354 amino acids. Lineage: Eukaryota; Fungi; Basidiomycota; Agaricomycetes; Boletales; Serpulaceae. The record is from RefSeq and is a predicted model, not a curated record. The transcript has 8 exons.
GGAGCAUAGUCCUCAGAAGGUAGACUGAAUCUUAAUACAUGAUUGAACAGCUGGCGAUAAUAUUCUUCAUUUAUUUGUCCGUCCUCCGAGAUGGCUAUAUGUGGCUGAAGAUGGUGAAAAUAUGGUAGAAAGUGGGGCGGCGCCUCCUGUCGCAUAUGAAGUGGAUAGUUUGCAUUUUGCAUUCCGAUAAUCACUAUAGUGCUGCGUUAUGAGACACGGAGCGUAAAAAAAAACUACUGCUGACAAAUCUGCAGCCAAGAUACGUGUUUCCAGUUCGCGCAAGACGAAGGUGAGGAUGUGCGUUAUUUGUGGAAGUACCUCUGUCGUAACGAGAGAUUUUCAACCACCAAGUGCUGACAUAAGCACGCAGUGCCAAAGCAACAAGGUCAUCAUUGAGUUCCUUUGAGCAGGACAGCGAAGCAAACAAGGGAGGGGGGGGGUUCGGCACCAGCUGGAAAGUGGGGAAAGGGAAUACGUUUGCGGCUCAUCAUGAUGCAUCAAUGGAGCAUAGCCAUCAUUGCAUUUCCCACUUCAAGUCAAUUCGUGGCCAGUCCGACACGGUGGUACCUUCUAGUAAGACCCAUUAAGAUGUAUAAAUAUCAGGACCAUCAAACGCCCAUUGCCACGCCAGCCCACUAUUCAAGUUCGGGCUCAUGAAGUUAGACGCCCAAGAUUUCGAGCUCCCAGGGAAGGGUCAGGAUAGCGACCUGAAGUUUUGCUACAAACGCUAUCGACCUGCCAGUGGUACCAUCAUCGCACGAAACUACUGUGGCAGACAAGGAAAUGACUCGGAGGAGGUCGUGCUUUUAUUCGCGCACUGUGUUAGCACUCACAAGGAAACAUGGGAGCCCACUAUAGAGCACUUUCUCGACAUCCAAACUCGUUCCGUCAAUAGGAAUGUUGUGAAAGAAGCUUGGGUAGUCGAUGCUCCAAAUCACGGCCAGGCUGCUGUUGUGAACGAGCACGCGCUCCUCGAUCGGCCUCAAGGCGUAUCUUCCUAUGACUGGGCUCGCGCCUUUCACGUGCUCUUCGAAUCAGAGCACCUUCGUGGUGCCAAAGUCAUAGGUGUCGGACACUCUGGGGGUUCUUGGGCCAUAACGCUAGCUACUGUUGGCUAUCCCCUGCAUCAACUUCCUUACAUAGCCAUUAUCCUCAUUGAAGCUGGGAUGAUGACUCGUGAAAUGUAUGAAACAGCUUUGCAAAAUCCAACCAUGUUUAAAAAGAUCAAGGCCGCUACUAUGAAACGCAAAGAUAUAUGGCCUUCGCGAGAUGCUGCUCGACAGUGGUUUUCCCUACGACUGCCGUGGAAGCGAUGGGAUACUCAAGUCCUACAGCUCCUCGUGGAUGAAGGUCUUCGUGAGCUCCCAACAUUAAGCUACCCCGAUCAAAGUAAUGGAUUUACGCUUAAGUUGACUCGAGAGCAAGACACAGCUUCGUAUGAUUACCAGCAGCACGGUUCUGACUGUCUUGAUAGACUGAGCGAACUCUGUCCUAUUAUUCCUGUUCACUGCAUAUUGGGUACUGAGGUUGAUGCAGUACCUGAAGAGGCCAAUCGAUGUGCGUAUGACGAGAGUAAGGGCCGCCGUGUAGCAUCUAACACAAGGAUUCAAGGUGCAGGUCAUCUGGUCGUACAAGAAAAACCAUUCGAAUUAGCCUUAGCAAUGUGGAAAGCACUCAACGAACAGAACAGUCAUCUUUUGAAGACCAGCAAAUUAUGAUGUGGGUAUAAUCCAAUGGAAAGAAAGGGUAUAUUUUAUUUCGUCAUGAAUGAUAGUAUGUACAACAUCCAAUGCAAUCUGAUUGUAUCACCUCUCCAAUCCAUAAUAGUUUGGGUAAUAUCCAGUGUGACGUUUCUCUACAAUUUACAGAAACGCAUGCAUCUCACUGUUCUCUCAGAUGUCGCGUUCUUCGUCACCAGAUAAUUGCGACAUGAUCUGACCACCAUCACCGAUGCUUCCAUUCGAGUGGAGCUUGCUAAUGUCGAAUAAAGGUGGCAUUGACUGUAGAUUCUCCUUGCGCUGCUCGGUAAAAUCGCUAGCGACUUGAUCUCUAUUUGUACGCGACA